CCGCGCCGCGCUCGGAGGACUCGGGAGGACUCGGCUGGCCGCGGGGGUGCGGGGUCCCCGGGGCGCGCGCGCGGGAUGGAGGAGGAUGAGCCGCAGCCCAGCGAGGCGGCGGCGCCCGAGCCCGGCGGAGACGCGGACACCGGCCGCCGGCGCGCUCGGAUGCUGCCCGCGGCGCCGCCCGCGCCGGGCAACCACCAGCUCCCGCACCGCGUCACCAACUUCUUCAUCGACAACAUCCUGCGGCCCGAGUUCGGCCGGCGCAAGGACGCGGGGCCGGGGGGCGCGGGCCCGGGGGGCGCUCGCGGCGGCCGGGCCGGCGAGGCGGGCGGCGGCGGCGGCGGCGGCGGCGGCGGCGCCGAGCAGCUCCGGGGCUCGGCCCGGGAGCCGCGGCUGAACGCGCCCUGCGCGCCCGUGGCCGGCGGCCCGCUCCCGGCCGGCGAGGGCGACGCUCCGGCCGACGGCGACGGCGGCGCCAAGAAAGCCGGCGACCCCGGGGGCGCGCUGGACGGGGCGCUCGGGGCCCGCGGCGCGGGCGCCGGGGACGUGUCGGUGAGCUCCGACUCCGACAGCUCCCAGCCCGGCGCCAACCUGGGCGCGCAGCCCAUGCUCUGGCCCGCCUGGGUCUACUGCACGCGCUACUCCGACCGGCCUUCGUCGGGCCCCAGGUCCCGCAAACCAAAGAAGAAGAACCCCAACAAGGAGGACAAGCGUCCGCGCACGGCCUUCACGGCGGAGCAGCUGCAGCGGCUCAAGGCGGAGUUCCAGACCAACAGGUACCUGACAGAGCAGCGGCGCCAGAGCCUGGCCCAGGAGCUCAGCCUCAACGAGUCCCAGAUCAAAAUCUGGUUCCAGAACAAGCGCGCCAAGAUCAAGAAGGCCACGGGCAGCAAGAACACGCUGGCGGUGCACCUGAUGGCGCAGGGCCUGUACAACCACUCCACCACGGCCCGCGAGGGCAAGUCCGACAGCGAGUAGGCGCAGGAGCCCGGCCCAGCCACGGCUCGGUUCCGAGGUCUUUGAGUUUGUUUACGGGAUUAUGCUGUUGACGGUUUUCCUUCCUUCCUUCCUUCCUUCCUUCCUUCCUUCCUUCCUUCCUUCCUUCCUUCCUUCCUUCCUUCCUUCCUCCCUCCUUUUUCUUUCUUUCUUUCUUUCUUUCUUUCUUUCUUUCUUUCUUUCUUUCUUUCUUUCUUUCUUUCUUUCUUUCUUUCUUUUGUUUUUGGAGGGGCUGCUUAAAGUUUGAUCUUUUUAACCCCCCAAUCUCCAUUAUGGGACAUCGAAUAUUUUUUUUUAAUUUCAAAAGAAGAAAAAGUUAAAACAACUUGCUGAAGUCCAAAGAUUUUUAUUGCUGCAUUUCACGCGACUGUGAACGGAAGAAAUAGCUCCUACUUGCUCUCCGAAUCCUGCCACUUUGUCUGUGCGUGUGCUAAGGGCUGCAUCGUCGUCGGGCCAUGCCCCCAGGCCCAGCAGCGGCGGGACCAGCGGACCUUGGGGUGCCCCCGGAGUGGCCCCGCUGCCAGCCACCCCUCCCCCUGCCUGGGCCUGCCCUGCCCUGUGUGCUCCUGUCCUCUGUUCGUCCUGUCCACGCUGCUGUCCGGCACCACCAGCGCCAGCUCUCUCCUCCCCAGACCCGCUUUGGGUGAAGGGGCGGCCAAGGGGCCGAGGCCCUGCUGGGACAACCCUUCAGCACCCGCUCGAAGGGGUGCAGGGGCACCCCAGGGACCUGCCCUGAUCUUCCCUUCCUCCUGCUGCCGUGGCCUUUCAGAGCGGCCGUAAGCGUACGUGUCCGCUGCCCAGAACACAGGCAACCUGGACUUUGAAAGGAACUCAGAAGCCUCUGGAACCUAGAGGGAGGAAGAAAAACGUGUAAAUAACCAUUUCUAAUCACUUUUUUUGUCUUUUCUUGUUUUUUUAAAAUAUACAUUUUAUUUUUUGAAGGUGUGGUACAGUGUAAAUUAAAUAUAUCCAAUAUAACCCCUCUGAGUACAUAUAUAUAUAAGCAGACCCAUCUCUGAAGUCCACGCAUCGUCUGUUUGUGUGAAAGAACGGGUCCCUCUGGCCGCCGGGCAGCCCUGGGCACCCCGUGCGGCAGCAGCCCCGGCCGGCUGCGGAUUGAGGGGACCCUCUCUUUGCCUUAAGCCGAUUUAUUUCCCUGCCAUGCGUUUUACUUUGUACAUACUAGUAUAAACCUCUUCCAAAAGGAAACUAUGAAAACGAAAGCUGUAAUUUAAGUUUCUGUGAAUGACCAUCUGCUGCUGAGGAAAUGCGAUGAGAUAUGUAUGCCUUUUUAGCAGGAAGCAAAAGGGGUUUUUUUUUGGUUUGUUUUGUUUUUUAAAAAUUUUUUGUUUAUAAAACAUGUGCAUUUUGCAGUUCCAGUAUCAAAUAUUUAUAAUCUUAUAAGAAAUGAAUGUUUCUAUUUACAACUGUGUUUAUCAAAAUUGUGAGCACUUCCCCUGCAGUUUUGUGUGUUUGAAUUCUUCAAGAUUACCUUAAA
Messenger RNA from Sorex araneus (European shrew), 2491 nucleotides. It is a transcript of the gene EN2, whose product is annotated as engrailed homeobox 2. The record is from RefSeq and is a predicted model, not a curated record. Bases 76 to 975 code for a protein of 299 amino acids. NCBI's taxonomy places the organism in Eukaryota, Metazoa, Chordata, Mammalia, Eulipotyphla, Soricidae. Gene Ontology annotation, cellular component: nucleus. Gene Ontology annotation, biological process: neuron differentiation; regulation of transcription by RNA polymerase II; multicellular organism development. The transcript has 2 exons. Gene Ontology annotation, molecular function: RNA polymerase II cis-regulatory region sequence-specific DNA binding; DNA-binding transcription factor activity, RNA polymerase II-specific.